AUGAACCCACCAACACCAACCCCCGACGAAUUCUCCUCUCUUCCUCUCGAAUUCAUCCCCUUCCCUCCUCUCCCUUCCCAAACCUCCCCUACUCCAAUCCAAACCCCGCCCGUACCCGUACCCGCACCCGCACUUCCAAAUACGAACGCCUUCCUCUCCUUCCCCAUUCCCAAAAAACGCCGCCGGGGCCGUCCCCAAAAAACGCAAACCUCCUUUCACUUCCCCCAAUUUUUCCCACCCAAUACCACACAAAACCAACAACAUAAGCAACCAAUCCCCGAUAUCUCUGAAGAAAUCAUAGUAAUCAACAAAGAGUCAACAAACGAAGCCUUAAUUGGUCUUUCUGCUGGAUUUCCUGCUGAUUCCUUAACCGACGAGGAAAUAGAUGCCCGUGUGGUCACGAAUAUCGGCGGAAUCGAACAGGUUAAUUACAUUUUAAUUAGGAAUCAUAUAAUUGCGAAAUGGCGUGAGAAUAUUAAUGUUUGGAUAACUAAAGAAAUGUUUGUUAAUUCCGUGCCGAAACAUUGUCAUGGGUUGUUAGAUUCUGCUUACAAUUAUCUGGUUUCGCACGGGUAUAUUAAUUUUGGGGUUUCGCAGUCGAUAAAAGAAAAAUUCCCUAAUGAGUAUACAAAGUCGAAUGUGAUUGUUGUUGGGGCAGGAUUGGCGGGGUUGAGUGCAGCGAGGCAGUUAAUGAGGUUGGGAUUUAAGGUUACGGUUUUGGAAGGGAGGAAGCGUGCGGGGACGUUGGGGAAUCCAUUGGGGAUUUUAGCGAGGCAGUUGGGGUAUUCGAUGCAUAAGGUGAGGGAUAAGUGUCCGCUUUAUAGUUUGGAUGGGAAACCAGUUGAUUUGGAUAUGGAUAUGAAGGUUGAGACGGCAUUUAAUAGGUUAUUGGAUAAAGCGAGUAGGCUUAGGCAGUUGAUGGGUGAUGUCUCGGUGGAUGUGUCGUUGGGGGCUGCGCUGGAGACAUUUAGGCAGGUUUAUGAGGAUGCGGUGAACAAGGAGGAGAUCAAUUUGUUUAAUUGGCAUUGUGCUAAUUUGGAGUAUGCAAAUGCAGGUUUGUUGUCAAAGUUAUCAUUGGCAUUUUGGGACCAGGAUGAUCCAUAUGACAUGGGAGGUGAUCAUUGUUUUUUGCCUGGAGGAAAUGGGAGGUUGGUUCAGGCUUUAGCUGAGAAUGUAUCAAUUUUAUAUGAGAAGACUGUGCAUACUAUUAGGUAUGGAAGUGAUGGGGUGCAGGUUAUUGCAGGUAGUCAAGUCUUUGAGGGGGAUAUGGUGUUGUGUACGGUUCCACUUGGGGUGUUGAAGAGUGGGUCAAUCAAGUUUAUUCCUGAGUUGCCACAGAGGAAGCUUGAUGGGAUAAAAAGAUUAGGAUACGGACUGCUGAAUAAGGUUGCGAUGCUUUUUCCGUAUGUGUUUUGGGAAACUGAUCGGGAUACAUUUGGACAUUUGACUGACGAUACGAGCUCUCGAGGGGAGUUCUUCUUGUUUUAUAGCUAUGCAACUGUAGCUGGGGGUCCAAUCUUGAUUGCUUUAGUAGCAGGGGAAGCUGCACAUAAAUUUGAGAGUAUGCCACCUACAGAUGCGGUGACCAAGGUUAUUCAGAUUCUUAAGGGCAUUUAUGAACCACUAGGAAUCACUGUCCCAGAGCCUAUCCAAACUGUCUGCACUAGAUGGGGUAGCGAUCCAUUUACCCUUGGUUCUUACUCUAAUGUUGCAGUUGGGGCAUCAGGAGAUGACUAUGAUAUAUUAGCAGAAAGUGUGGGAGAUGGGAGACUUUUCUUUGCGGGGGAGGCCACAACGAGGCGAUAUCCUGCAACUAUGCAUGGAGCUUUCCUCAGUGGGUUAAGAGAAGCUGCAAACAUGGCUCACUAUGCUGGCACUCGAGCCUCAAGGAUGAAGGCUAAUCGAACCCCAUCUAAGAAUGCCCACACCUGUGCUUCCCUUCUUGCAGAUUUAUUUAGGGAGCCAGAUAUAGAGUUUGGGAGUUUUUCUGUUAUUUUUGGCAAAAAGAAUCCUGACCCAAAGUCAGCGGCAAUUUUAAGGGUGACAUUUAGUGAACCUCGAAAGAAGACUCAGGAAGGUUCUAGGCCAGAUCAACAGCAUUCUAAUAAGUUACUUUUUCAGCAGCUUCAGUCACAUUUCAAUCAGCAACAACCGCUUCAUGUGUACACUUUAUUAUCAAAACAACAGGCGCUUGAGUUGAGAGAGGUGAGAGGGGGUGAUGAAAUGAGGAUGAAUUAUCUCUGUGAGAAGCUAGGAGUGAAAUUGAUUGGGAGAAAGGGUUUGGGUCCCACUGCUGAUUCACUCAUUGCUUCUAUUAAAGCUGAGAGAGGUGGUCGCAAAGCCACUGCUACUUCGUUGGGUCUAAAGUCAGGGACAUUCAAACUACAAAAGGGCACUUUGAAGCGAAAAUUGGUCAGGAGGGCUAAAAUAGUGCGCAGCAGCAAUAAGUCUGUACCUACACCCAAUUCAAUCAUGGUUAAUGCUAAGGUGUCUGAAGAAAUUCGGACAACAAAUCAGGUGCCUUCUGAAAUGAAUAGUGCAGAACAAACUCAAGUGGACUUGUGGAAGAAUGAUCAGACAGCACCUUCCUGA
Molecule: messenger RNA, 2592 nt
Organism: Dovyalis caffra
Lineage: Eukaryota; Viridiplantae; Streptophyta; Magnoliopsida; Malpighiales; Salicaceae
Source: the annotation of a GenBank genome assembly